GGCGGCGGCGGCGGCGGCGCGCACAAAGGCGGUUGUGGCUUCUCUGGUGCUCGCGGCGGGCGGCGCCGGGGCGGGGGCGGGGGCGGCGGGGCACGCCGGGUGUCCCCGCGGGCGCGGCGCGGGCGAUGAGCCGGGGCCCGGCAUGGCCUCUGCGCGGCCGCCGGGCUGGGCCUGCGCCUCGGCGCCCGCGCCCGCGGGGCUCCGGGUCGGGCCACCUGUCCCGCCCGCCGCCGCCUCCCCCGAGCCCGCGGGCAGCGCCGAGGCCGAGGAGCGCUCGCUGCAGCGCAUGCUGCGCGCCAUUGCGGAGGAGCGCGGCCGCCUCAGCCUGCGCCGCGAGGUCGGCGGCCUCGGCUGCUUGAAGGAUGACCGCAUCGCCUUCUGGACCUGGAUGUUCUCCACCUACUUCAUGGAGAAGUGGGCGCCGCGGCAGGACGACAUGCUCUUCUACGUGCGCCGGAGGCUGGCGUUCGCCGGCGCCGAGAGCGGGGGCGACGGGAGGAAGCCGCCCGAGGCCGAGGCCGAGGUGGAGGUGGAGGUGGAGGUGUACCGGCGGGACUCCAAGAAGCUGCCAGGCUUGGGCGACCCUGACAUUGACUGGGAGGAGAGCGUCUGCCUGAACCUCAUCCUCCAGAAGCUGGACUACAUGGUGACCUGCGCCGUGUGCACGCGCUCCGAGGGGGGCGACAUCCACAUCCACAAGAAGAAGUCCCAGCAAGUGUUUGCGUCCCCCAGCAAACACCCCAUGGACAGCAAGGGGGAGGAGUCUAAGAUGAGCUACCCCAACAUCUUCUUCAUGAUCGACAGCUUCGAGGAGGUGUUCAGCGACAUGACCGUGGGGGAGGGAGAGAUGGUCUGUGUGGAGCUGGUGGCCAGUGACAAAACCAACAUGUUCCAAGGGGUCAUCUUCCAGGGCUCCAUCCGCUACGAGGCGCUCAAGAAGGUGUACGACAACCGGGUGAGUGUGGCCGCCCGCAUGGCGCAGAAGAUGUCCUUCGGCUUCUACAAGUACAACAACAUGGAGUUCGUGCGCAUGAAGGGGCCCCAGGGCAAGGGCCACGCGGAGAUGGCGGUGAGCCGUGUGUCCACGGGCGACACGUCCCCCUGCGGGACGGAGGACUCCAGCCCGGCUUCGCCCAUGCACGAGCGGAUGGCCUCCUUCAGCACCCCCCCCACGCCGGAGCGGAACAACCGGCCCACCUUCUUCUCCCCGUCCCUCAAGAGGAAGGUGCCCCACAGCCGCAUCGCCGAGAUGAAGAAGUCGCACUCCGCCAACGACAGCGAGGAGUUCUUCCGGGAGGACGACGAUGCAGCGGACCUGCACACCGCCACCAACCUGCGGUCGCGGUCCCUGUCCGGCACGGGGCGCUCCCUGGUCGGGUCCUGGCUGAAGCUGAACAGAGCGGAUGGGAACUUCCUCCUCUAUGCACACCUCACCUACGUCAUGUUGCCGCUGCAUCGGAUCCUCACAGACAUCCUGGAAGUCCGGCAGAAGCCCAUCCUGAUGACCUAGCCGCGCGGAGCGCGCGCAGAGCCCGGCCCUGGAAGUACUGCCAAGUGCCUCGCUGUCCACCGCACCGGGGUCCGACAGCCAGCGCUGAGCCAGGGCCACUCCACGAACACCAGCCCAAACUGAAGUGCCUCUUCCUCUCCCCGCUGGCUCUGCUCCUGCCCUGCACCCGCCCACCGCCCAGCCCGACCCUGGAGAGCCCUCUGCACCCAAAGAACCGCAGACGCCCGAGGCCAGAGAGCGCCAAGGAGCGGCCAGUGCGUCCAGACCCGCUGACCGCUCAGAGGCGGAGACCGCCCAGCGGGCGCCCCUGUGCCCACAGUCCGCGCUUCCGAAGGAAGCAGCUAAGAUUUUGCAGUUCCGUGCCAUGAACCUCAGCGUCCACAUUGGUCCCGUGUCUGUCCUCCCCAGCGUGGUCCUAACGGGGCCCCCUGGGGAGGUGGACGGUGCCCCCUGGGCCGGGAACGUCACCCACACCCGCUCCCGGGAGGCCUCGAGCUCGGCAGACAGGCCCGGAUCCCGCCAGAACGGCCUUCGCUUCCAGCCAAAGAGCACCGCCCACCGCUCCCGCCGGGAGAGCCCAGAACGCGGCCGCGGACAGGGGGGGGCUCGGCCCCGGCAGGAGUGGCCGGUGGGUGGGGGUGGCCUGCCCCCAGGAAGGGUUCCACCUCGGGCUCUCUGGAGAUGGCCGCCCGUUUCUCAGACCAGCUCACUGAGGCCGAGGGGAACCGGCUUCCAUGCGGCCAGUACGGUCAGGUGUGGGUGGCACACGAGCCCCGGGUUUGCCCUGGCCUGGUGCCAGCCAGGACCUCCGCCUGUGAGGACCACGUGCUCUGAGCCGAGCCCUCUGGGAGAGCCGGCCAGCCCUGGCGGCAGUCACUGGCCUCUGCUGCCGCGUGGCUGAGUCUAAAGUCUCUGGAAACACGUGCUGGUCCUGCUGGCGGCAGAGGCCCCGGGGCAGGAAAGGAAUGGAGGGCUUGUUCCAUCGGUUUCCAUUCUGUGCUCCAGGGUGUGCGCUGGCUCCGGAACAGGGACUCCUUGGGGCUUUCUCUACAUUUUGUAUGCUGUUAUUAAAAGCGAGCUGUUGCAUUUCA
Messenger RNA from Pipistrellus kuhlii (Kuhl's pipistrelle), 2601 nucleotides. Its product is annotated as KIAA0930 ortholog. The record is from RefSeq and is a predicted model, not a curated record. Lineage: Eukaryota; Metazoa; Chordata; Mammalia; Chiroptera; Vespertilionidae. Bases 143 to 1510 code for a protein of 455 amino acids. The transcript is spliced from 10 exons.